GUGGUGGGCGUGUCUUAAACAGUGGGGUUUCAUUCAUAAAUACUUUUAGCUUUUAAAAAAAUCCACAUUAAAGUGUUUCCACAGAAGAGUUUCAUGUUUGCGGCUUUGCCCCUCCGAAACCCUGCAUGGACCAGGCUAGUUGAGUAGGGGGACUCUCUAGUUGGCCUGGACCAUGAGCAAUGAGUCUACCUUCUGGAACAUCCUACCAGAAAACUCCACAGAGAUCCCAUUCGAGGUCAAGGAGCAGCAAGAUGGCUACGUGCUCCUCUUGGUGAUCCUCUCCAUCUUCCUGGUAGGAACGUUGAUCUUCGUCGCCGUCUUCCUCAUCGCCUGCCGUCGAGGAGGGAAACUCUGUGCCAGGCCCAGCGAUGACCCCGAAAAAACCAACACCACCUACAUGGAGGAGACUCAGCCCACCCAUGAAAUCACCAUCAGGGUGGAUGAGUCAGAGUGCCUGUCAAUGGCCAGCUCUCACGACCAAGAGACUGAGCGCUUCCUCUCCACGGGCACCACAGGUCGUCGUGUCUCCUUCAAUGAGGCUGCGCUCUUCGAUCAUGGCAAGAAGGCCCAGGAGAAGGGCCGCAGGUACACUCUGACCGAGGGCGACUUUCACCACCUGAAGAACGCCCGGCUCACACACCUCCACAUCCCUCCCCCGGCUCUCAAGAUAGUCACGAUCCACGAGUGCGACUCGGCUGAGAACAGCAUCACCAUGACAACGCGCCCUGUCGCCAAGUCAGCACUUUCCAUCUUCCAGCCGAUGCUGUGCCCCCUACCACAAACAGCAUUGACCAGUUUAAGUGUCAAUCCCAGCUGUGCCCUCCCUGGAGAUGCUCUGAACUCUGUGGUGGACACCAGCUUCACCGAGAGCACUAUUGCUCUCAGCCCUAAAGAGCUGAGCUCUAUCGAGAUGAUGGGAGCUGGGCCCCGGGGCAGAGGCAGUAGUGUCAGUGUUGGAGAAGGGGCUGCGGUGGGGAGCGGUGCCCCUCCUGCUGGCAGCAGUGCAGGAAGUCAGGGGCCAAUGCUGCAGUUCUUCACUAAACUGCGGCGCCAUGCUAGUCUGGAGGGGGCCAGCCCGUACUUCAAGAUCAAAAAAUGGAAGCUGGACAGCAGCCAGAGAGCCUCGAGUCUGGACACCAGAGGCUCUCCAAAGAGGAGACAGUUUCAGCGCCAGCGAGCCGCCAGCGAAAGCAUGGACCAGGACGACAACGACGCGCACCACAUAGACCUCAUCCAGUACAUCGCCCGCACCCAGGACGUCACCUACCGUCCCAGCCAGCCCACUACGCGCCUCCUCUCACCUCCUUCCACACCACCCCCCUCCCUCGGCAGAUGUUUGUUGUUGAACAUAAACAGAACUUCCUGGAAGCUGCCGGUAGAGGUAGAGGUGAUGGUGGAGCCCAGCUGCAGCCAUGGAGGACCAGGGGUGAUUGGCCUAUCCCCUGAUCCCCAAGAUGAAGCACUGUCCCUGGCAAGAAGGGAAGGUGCAGACCCUUUGGACCCCUUAGAUCCCCAGGACCCCCAGUCACUUUACAAAGACAUCUGGACCCUACGUGCGACACUUGAACAGUAUGCGGCCUCUGACCAGAGCAGCAACAACGACAGGAACUCUGUCUGCAGCGAUGCUGACAGUGUGUGUUCGCUGGGCGGACGCACAGAAGCAGAAAGAGGAGGGCUGCCCAGCUACCCGUCCCAAGAUUUAGGGGAUGAGGCAGAAGGUGGGGAGGAUGACAAGGACAUUUUGAUGUAUACGGAUGAGAGGUUGGGUGAGAAGGAGGGGAAAAAAAGGAAACAGAAAAGCACAGAAUCAGAGCGAGGGGGCAGUGACGGAGAAACAGGGACUCGUAAAUUGCUGCAGAUGGACAGCGGCUAUGCGUCAAUAGAGGCUCCAUCUCGUGGUCCAGAAGACCUGCGUCUGUUUGGGAGCAUCAACAGCAGCCCUAAAGACAGAACGGCCCACGAGAAAAGGCACCACUUUACCAACGCAGGGCGAACUGGCACUAUCGGUGAGAGCUUUGAGUCUCAUCUCUUGGAGGAGGAGCUGGAGGAUGAGAUGUUGUUGGGUGCCAGCAGAGGAGUUUCCAUAGAAACAGGUGCUGGUUCACUGAGUUGGUUCCCAUAUGGUCAGAUGCUCACACCUCGAGAGGCUGCACAGCCUUCACCUCAUCCACCAACAUUGCACCGGCGAGACUACAGCAUCGAUGAGAAGACGGAUGCCCUCUUCCACGAGUUUCUCCGCCACGACCCUCAGUUUGACCAGCAGGAAUCGCCACUAAGGAAGCACCGGUCCCGAAUCCACCUCCGUAAGCAGUGGCAGCGCCACAAGCAGUGGAGUGACCCUGGUGUCAGACACUUCCAAUCCUCUUUUGACAGACAGCGGACUCCUCUACGGAGGGGUGUCAGCGUGAACUACCCAUUGGACACGAGUUACCACAGCACGCUACCCCGAAUUGUCAGCGCUCCUGACGAGGAGGCCAGCGACGGGACCGGCAGCACUCCAGACACUCCAAAGGUAGAGCUCCUGACUACUGAGAAUGGGGACAAGGACAGGGACCCUAAGGACCAGACUUCUUCUUCUUCUACACCACCUCUUCAUUCCUCUGUCUCAGAAAAAGAUGGAGGGCUGGGUGAGCACCAUGACCCUCAGGAGGACAGCAAACAAUCCGGACUUCCUCUCGAGCCCCCAGACGAACACUCACCCCCUCAGCUGCCCGACUCCUUGGGCUACGGCCCGCAGACCAUCACAGCAGAGCUCACAGACAAACUGACUGCUAACCUGGAUGACAGGCUGUACAUGGGCCUUCGCAGGACCAAGGACACAGCCACUGAGUGUGUGACGGUGACAGCCACACAUGCUUCUCCAGACCACAGCCCAGUGUAGCAGGGCUCCAGUUGUCCUCCUUGUCAACCUCACUCCUGCUGAUAACUCCCUUUUCUUUCUGUUUUGAUUUGUCUCGCCUCGGUUUAAAUGUCUCUCUGUAUACAGCUUGAAUGGUGUGAUCCAGACCCAUUGACACACACUGAAAAACUUCUUCCCAGACCAUCAUCGUAGAUACAGUUGAUCCAUUAGAAAACGCAGCUAGUCUCUCGUCAUGCCUGUUAUCAUUACAACGCUGUUCUGUGUUACCAUUUUACAAUUCACACACACAAGUCAAAAUAAUAACAGAGCUAACAUAUCAAAAAUCAUACAGUUUCAUUAAGAACUGUUUCCUCAUUAUUUGUUUCUGUGUGCCUGUCUCUCCUGUCUCUGCUCUCCAGUAUGAAUAAGUAAAAGCUGAGGGUCGGUGUGGCCUCUGUACUUAUAGAUCCACUGUGAAACCAGGUGCUAUUAGACAAGUAGAAAGCUACAGAUUUUGCAUUAGUGGAAAUAAGUUUCAAAAAAAUAGAUUUUAUAGAUCUAUAAAAGCUGUAUGAGGCAUACUUUAGUUGUUCACACUGGUUGCUUUGAUCAGUAGUUCCCAACCUACCGGAGUCCCAAGAGAAGUUUGGGAUGAUUAAAGUAUUACAAAAGAAUUUAUUUGACACAAAAUUCUGUUUAUUUUUUAUUUUGUUUGGCCACUAAUGUAACGAGGUAGCUAGCUAUAUAGAAAGAGAAUGUCCCCAUUCUCCAAACUUGGAAAAAUAGCCGCCAAGUCGUAAGGGGUACACGUAGGUACGCGAUUUUUUUUUAAGGGGACACAAGUCAAAAAGGUUGGGAACGACUGGUUUAGAUGGAAUAACAUGAAUAACAAAGGUCAGAAAAGUUCUUUUGAAAAGGAAGCUACCCUCAUUGUCCUACUGGUCAUGGUUUGUUGUUUUUGACUGAAAAUGCUUCUCCGCUCUGUGACAACUGUGUUGUUUAUUUUUUAUCUUAUUUUUUUUUAUGUGCUGUAAUAUAUUUUUGUACGUCCGCAUUGCUUCGGUGAAAAAAACCGACAGCGUGGCAGGUUUGAAGAGGACGGCUUCCGUAUCAACAGAGACACACAGCCACUAGCACUUUGGUAUGAUUACUCUUUGUCAUUCACAGACACGGCAGCAAAUUUACAACUACUCAAGCGAUGACUCUUAGCGCUCACACUGGCCGUUGCUGACACGACCUCUGUCCUAACGGGGAGAACAAACUCAGUCUUGUGCACAGGUUUACAGCCAUGAGGUGGGUAAUUACAUUAAUGCCAUUAGAUGGCCAAGAUGGCUGCCCUCACAGAUGUUUGGUGUUUAUCGAAUUUAUAAGAAAGGCAUGCUUUCUUGUGCAUGGGGCUCACAGAACAGGCUUUACUUGUCCGCAACUGACAUUCUUGUUUUCCCCCUCCUCUUCCUUUUCUUUUCCUGAGAAAGUUGACAGUGCAGUAGAUGCCUCCCUCAAGGGGGGGACGGGGGGACGAGGACUUCACUUCCUGCCAGCUUAUGAAACCAAACCGAACAAAGAUUUUGUUUGUAGUAAAAUCGACUUUAAUUGUUCUUCCUCUUUGAGAUUCAUACAAACCUGAUACUGCCAUUCGAAUCAAACCCAAAUCAAACAGCAGAUUAUGUCUUGUGGGUAAAGAAUGUACUGUAUGUAAUGGCCAGAGUUCAGCUGAACAUUCAUUUGUGCUCAUACGAUCUCUGCUUUUACAUUCGGAGCACUCGCAGCAGGUUGAUUGUAACCCAGUUUCGCUCGUAAAACCUUAUUCUCAGAGGGGCUGUUGGGCUUUCCGACUCUCCCACGUGCAGUGAGGGGAGCCACUGCGGAAGACGGUGUUGAAUAUUAAUCAUAACAAGAGAAGGUUUUUCCCGCCUUUCAUCCUCCCCUCCUCCGUCUCCCUUUUUCCCUCAUUCUUUGAGGCUGUUACCGUGCAGUAAAUUGAAAGGACUGAAUAGGAAAUCAGGGGUAAAAAAAAAAAAAAAAACCCACAUCACCCUCUCUUUGUUUGGGUGUAAUGAUGAUGCUCCUUUGCAGCCUUGCCCAGAUUCGAUCUUUUUCUGCUGCGUGACAGGAGUCUCCUUUUGUGGCUAAGUGGACUCUGAAGCAGGAGCCGCGUUCCUCAUUAGGAGAGCAAUGGCUGAGAUGAACUCAUAAGGAGUAGAGAGGGUUGUGAUUUUUUCUUUUUUUUUCUUGCUUUCUCUCUCUCUUUUCUCUUUCAUGUAAGCCCCCCUCACACACACACACACACACACACACAAUGAACCAUUAUGUCGCUAUGAAUAAACAUAAUGUGAUCUGGCACAGCUCUAAUCAGCAGAAAGGAAAUAAAAUCACCAUCUCAGUUAUGAUGGAACUGAUGCAUCCCUGAUGACAGUAAUUACUCUCUAUGUCUGACAGGUCUGGAGGAAGGGGAAGACCGCUGCAUUUCUCCCAGAUCAAAACGCUAAAAAAUGUCUCAGAGCUGAGUCACUACAAGAUGAUGACUGCAACACUCUGAUGAAAAAUGGCCAUAAAUGGUUGAUUCUGAAUCCGUACAUUUGUACAAAGAUUAGACUUUACUGUGUAAUCAAGCACAAUGUCACAGGAGCUAGACUAAAUCGAUGUCCUUUACUAGGUUUAGACAGAUACUGUAUUGCUGGGGACACUGUGUGUUUGUAUACUAACCAGUAGCCUGUCAAAUGCAUUGAUGCAUAGCUGUGUGUAGGUCUGCAUGAGAGUCGACAUUUUAGGACAAAUCUUGUUUGUUUUCUCAGACUUGCGGUACAAAAUGAUCAUAGUUAUUAUCGAUGCUCAUUCGUUUAAGGCAGAAGUCGAAACAUUGGUAUGACUAGAGAUUUUGUAUUUUAUGGGAUCCACUUUUAAAGAGUCAUGCUAGGAUGCUGUAACUGAUGAGAUUUUGUGAGAUUUAUCUCUAUGAAAGUAUUUCUGUAUUCCUUGCUUGUUAGUAAACUGCUUUAUCAAAGAAAAAAAAAAGAAAAAGAAAAAAAAAGUCGAGCUUUCUUAACAACUUUGCUUUUGUUGAUCCAAAUCUAUUGAGCCUUGAGGGACCAAACCAUUAAAAAAAAGUGUUAUUUUAGGGUUGUUUUCCAAUCUGUGAAUAAAUGAA
Molecule: messenger RNA, 5987 nt
Organism: Larimichthys crocea (large yellow croaker)
Lineage: Eukaryota; Metazoa; Chordata; Actinopteri; Sciaenidae
Gene: cbarpb
Product: CACN subunit beta associated regulatory protein b
Exons: 11
Coding region: 173-2881 (902 amino acids)
Biological process (GO): negative regulation of voltage-gated calcium channel activity; negative regulation of calcium ion-dependent exocytosis
Cellular component (GO): plasma membrane; secretory granule
Molecular function (GO): transmembrane transporter binding
Source: RefSeq, a predicted model, not a curated record